Messenger RNA from Paramecium pentaurelia, 2119 nucleotides. NCBI's taxonomy places the organism in Eukaryota, Ciliophora, Oligohymenophorea, Peniculida, Parameciidae. The record is from the annotation of a GenBank genome assembly.
AUGAAAAAAACAUUAAAAAAUGAAGAACCUUUAAAAGAGAAAUUAUCCUAAACAUUGUUUAAAGGCAACUUCGAUAAUAAUCAACCAAUUCUAAUGAAAGGAUUAGGUUAAGAAUUUACAACAAACAUUCUUGAAAACAUUUAAAGAACUCAAACUUUUUCUAAACCAUUCCAACAACAACCUUAAGACGAUAACUAAAAUUAAUCUAAGACUCAAAUUAUGAAGAAUGACUUAAUAAUGAAUUCAUCAAUACAUAUCAAGAAACCACCUAAAGUUGUAUAGAAAAUUUCAAGGUUUGUUGGAGAAGCUAAAUGGCCAUUUUUUAGAGUAAAGAAAGAUGAAGCCAUUAAAUAAUUUUGGAAUAGGCGCUCUUAAUAAGAUCAUAUGAGAAACUGGAAUAGUGAAGAAUAUUUGUUUGAAGGGAUAAUGCUUAGGAUUGGUAGAAAGAAAAAAAGUGUAAAGGGAUAUUAUUUUAAAUUGACUUAAUCUGGCUUGUUAAUGUAUUUCAAAAAAGUAUUUCUAAGAUUUUAUUAUAAUAGGAAUCAGAUAAAGAACCUAAAGGAUAUGUAUAAUUGAGUAUGGAAAGUAGAGUGAUAAUUUCAUAUUAAAAGACAAAGAAGGGAUUAAAUGUUCCUGUUUUAUAUUUAGAAAGAGUUGAAGGAAUAGGUAUAACAAUAUUUGAUCAUUAAAUUGAAUCAACAUUAAAAUUAUGUGAAUCAAUUUAAGAAUUUUGUUUAAUGAGAGGAUAUGAUUGUGUAUACACUUAAACAGAUACUCUUGGAAGUGGAGCUUUUGCUACUGUAUACAAAGUUUAAAGAAAGAGAGAUGAAUAAGUAUUUGCUGCUAAAGUCAUUUAUAGAAAUAUGUUUGAGGAAAAUAAACAUAAAGAUAAAUUUAUAGUAUAAAAUAAUUAAACAUAAUAGUGCAGUAAAUGGUAUAUAAUGAAGUUAUCGCUUUAAAAACAUUAUGUCAUCCAGGAAUUGAAUAGAUAUAUGAAGUUUAUUAAGAAAAAGAUAAACUAGUCAUUAUUAUUGAAUAUUGUUAAGGAGGCACUCUUUAUCAAUUUUAUAAAUCUAAAGGAAAAUUAACAGAAAAAUAAAUAGCUUAAUUAAUUAAAGGAAUCUUGGAUGCUCUAUUUGAAAUGCAUUCAAAUGGAUUUGUACAUAGAGAUUUAAAAUUAGAAAAUAUUAUGAUGGAAUCUAAUGAAAAUUUACAAAUUAAAUUAGUUGAUUUUGGUUUUGCAGAAGAAAUUAAUGAAAAAGAAUUAUUAAGUAAAGCUGGUACACCUGGUUUUUUAGCACCAGAAAUAUUUAGAGGACAUCCUUAUACUUAGAAAGGAGAUGUAUUUAGUGCUGGUUGUGUUUUAUAUAUAGUAAUUAUCUCAAUUAUUAUUAUAGUUGACAGCUGGAUAUGCUCCUUUCAGAGGAAAACCAAGUUAAAUCUAAUUAUUAAAUUCUAAAUGCUAAGUAAAUUAUGAAAAAUCUCCUUGGCCAGAUGUUAGUGUUGAAUUAAAGAGUCUUGUUAAAAAAAUGUUAGAACCAAAACAUGAAGAUAGAUUCACAACUUAAGAAGCAUUAGAAUCUUCAUUUAUUUCUCAUUAUACUAAAAUAACAUCUGAAACUAAUUAUAAAUCAUACUAGAUAGUUUCUGGGUUAGAUUUUCACAAUAAAUAAUCUAUUAAAAGUAUCAAAAACUCUGAAUCCAAUGGAUCUAAAUAAAGUAAGGAAUUCCAAUUAGAUUUCUCCAUACAUACUAAUGAUAUUAAGUCUCUUUAUUAAAAAAAUUCAAUUAAAACACUUUAAUCCUAAAGAUCAGGAAGAGGAACUAUAAAAUAAAGUAUGAUCUUAAAAUAAUCCAUAUCUGUUCCAAAAGAUGCCAUAAUUGAGUAAUAUUAAUAAAAGAGGAAAUAAAGUAAUCCAGAUAGAUCUAGCUAUAAAGAUUCUGAUAAUGAUAUUGAUUCUUUUAGAGAAUUGCUUAAAUGUAAAAACUAUUAGAUUCUAAUGUAGUACAAUCUAUGAAAUUCACCACAUUUGAUGACUUUGAUGCUCUAAAUUUCUCUUAACUUAAUUUCUUAACAGAAUCAAGCUAGAUAUUCAAUAAAAUUAAAAGACCAUGGUGA